This is a messenger RNA of Podospora pseudopauciseta, 1476 nucleotides long. RefSeq lists its product as uncharacterized. The coding region runs from base 160 to 1476 and encodes 438 amino acids. The record is from RefSeq and is a predicted model, not a curated record. Lineage: Eukaryota; Fungi; Ascomycota; Sordariomycetes; Sordariales; Podosporaceae. Gene Ontology annotation, molecular function: ATP-dependent protein folding chaperone; ATP binding. The transcript has 4 exons.
UGGGCGAAACCCAAGACAAGGCUUGUUGUCCCAGUGCCUAGCACUCUUCUCAAUCUUCAAAUUUGUUUCCAAAUUUCGAGCUUUUGUCACUUCCCUCUUCAUCUUCAAACUGGUAGUUUCAUCACAUUUAUUGCCUGAAAAGCAUUGCAAGUUCGAAGGAUGGCCCCCACUACUAUCAAUCCGACGACCAUUGUCGCCGUCGACAUGGGCACAACUUUUACCAGCAUUGCCUGGGCCAGUAGUUCCAAACCGGAUGAAGUUACGAUCCUCCGAGAGUGGCCUACAGCCGACCUUUCAAACAAGCCCGGUGAGAAGCACCCUGAAGGGAAAGUCGAUGGUAUCAGGCAUUACCAGAGAGUCCCGACCAAAUUGUCCAAGACGGGCAAAUGGGGCUUCGAUGUCUCUGAUGAUACCCCCGCAGACCAGGUGAUGGAGUGGUUCAAGCUCGGUCUUUAUCCUUGGGCAAGGAGGCUUACGCCUCGACAGCUUGAAUUCAUCAAUGCCGGUCCAAGUCCAGAGUCGUUGGUCACCAAGUUUCUGACAUCGCUCCUGGGGUAUGCCAAGACAAAGAUGAACUUCAAGUCUUUGCCCACUGACUUCGAGUACGUGGCCACUGUCCCAGCCAACUGGACCAAUGACUCCAAGGAGAAGACCAGGACAGCUUUCCAUACGGCCUUGAGGGCGGCGGGUAUGCCGAGCGGGACCAUCCAUCUCCUCUCGGAGCCCGAGGCUGCUGCUAUCUAUGCCAUCAAUGAGAAGGCUGAGCGCACUGCUGAUACAGACACCAAGCUCGAGGUUGGCGAUACGUUCGUGAUUAUUGAUGCGGGAGGCGGCACUGUGGACCUGGUCAUUUACACCAUCACCAACCUCAACCCCCUGAAGGUCAAGGAGGUUGGUCUCCGCGAUGGCGAUCUUGCCGGCUCCGCCCAGCUCAACAUGAGAUUCAGAGAGUACCUCCAUAAUAGAUUCUGGUGUGUUCCAGGGUACGCACUACUUUCGCGUAACAUGCGUGAGAGACAUAUAUCCCCCGCAAUGGCCAAGUUUGAGUUUGAGGCAAGUACCAAGCGCUGUUUCACCAAGUCCUCAGGGACCCACGAGUUCCCCCUCAACCUCAUCCUCAACAACAAACAAGCCGGCGUUUACAAUGACAAGAUAAAGGUCAGCUCGGACCACCUCGAAGACAUCUUCAGGCCUACCGUCGGCAUCAUUGUCAAAAAGGUGAAUGAGCAACAGGACGCGUGCCCGACGAAGCCUAUCAAAGCCUUCAUCCUAGUAGGAGGCUUCGCCGGUUCUCCUUACCUCCGCGGCGAGAUCAAGCAAGCGUACAUAUGGAGGAAGGACAGCCAGAUGCGGACCGAAGUCCCCCUCAUCACACCCCCGGAGCCCGACCUGGCUGUCACCCGCGGCGCCAUCAUGAAGGGCCUCUCGCUCGUCGGCGACGGUUCCCUGACCAAAGUCCAUGUCGUCAGUCGUUAG